AGACAUGAAGGAGAUGGGUCUAAGGCUGAUUCUCAACAUUGAUGAUUUGAUCUCUCUUCUCAUAAUUUAUUGCUUCAUAACAUAUCACGGGAUCUUUCUUCUUUUGGCUUCCAUGGCCACAAGAUGCUUUUGGUAUUGGACCAUUUUGCUCUUCUGCUCCCUGCUGCUUCCCGGCUACGCCCGAGCUUCCUCUCCAGGCCGGUGCCAAAGAGAAAGAGCUCUCCCAGACUCCACCUGGGCCGUUGCUCUCGUCUGUACCUUCUUCAUCCUUGUCUCUGUUCUCCUCGAGAAGGGUCUUCACAGAGUUGCCACGUGGUUGUGGGAGAAGCAUAAGAACUCUCUGCUUGAAGCCUUGGAAAAGAUUAAGGCCGAGCUGAUGAUUCUAGAUUCAUUUCCUUGUUACUCACCUUCGGAGAGCAGUAUAUUCUCGAGAUUUGUAUCCCUGAAAAAGGCUGCUGCUCAAUGCUACCUUACCCACCGCAGACAUCUAGCUGCUGCCACUACCUCAUCCCGCUGCGAUGAGGAUCAUGAACCACUCAUCUCUGUCACGGGUUUGCACCAGCUACACAUCCUAUUGUUCUUCAUGGCUGUCUUUCACAUUCUCUACAGUUUCAUCACCAUGAUGCUUGGCAGGCUCAAGAUCCGUGGCUGGAAAAAGGUGGGAGCAGGAGACGUUUUUCUCAUGAUUACGAACCCAUCAAGAUUCAGGCUCACUCAUGAGACGUCCUUCGUUAGACAACAUUCCAGUUUCUGGACAAAAAUCCCCUUCUUCUUUUACGCUGUGAGAAACAUGUCCUUCUUCUUUGGCAACCCCGUCGCGGGCAUUAAGUUGUUGACUAAAACUUCAUCUCCACCAUCUGAUUUACAGGGGUGCUUCCUACAGCAGUUCUUUCGAUCUGUCGGGAGAACCGACUACCUGACUCUGCGCCAUGUUUUCAUCGCUUCCACUUCUAUGGGCAUCAUUCGUGCUUUUCUUACUGCUGAAUGCUGGGAAACAAUGUUUUGGGCGUCAAUCCUGCCUAUAGUUAUCAUUUUAGCUGUCGGUACGAAGCUUCAAGCGAUCCUAACAAGAAUGGCUCUGGGGAUCACGGAUAAACACGCAGUUGUCCAAGGGAUACCUCUUGUGCACGGUUCAGAUAAAUACUUUUGGUUUAAUCGCCCUCAGUUGCUGCUUCAUCUUCUCCACUUCGCCUUAUUUCAGAAUGCUUUCCAGAUAACAUACUUCUUCUGGAUCUGGUAUUCCUUCAAGCUAAAAUCUUGCUUCCACAAGGAAUUCAAACUUGUCAUCGUAAAACUCUCUCUUGGCGUAGGAGCUUUGAUUUUGUGCAGCUACAUCACGCUUCCACUGUACGCGCUAGUUACUACUCAGAUGGGUUCACACAUGAAGAAAUCUGUGUUUGAUGAGCAAAUGGCAAAAGCGUUGAAGAAAUGGCACAUGGCUGUGAAGAAGAAGAAAGGCAAAGCGAGAACGCCACCAACAGAGACCCUUGGUGGCUCUGGCAGUGUCAGUACCUCUACUUCAGCCUUUCACGCCUCUGGAGCCACUCUACUCCGCUCCAAGACCACCGGUCACUCGACAGCCUCUUACAUGAGUAAUUAUGAAGACCAAAACAUGUCUGAUCUUGAAGCUGAGCCCAUUAUCUCCUGCACUGAUAGAGGGGCACGCUAUCGUCAGGGCUGGAGAUCAGCCCAGAGAGAUGGAACAUGCUGGAGAAGUGGAGAUAAUAGCCCUGGAAACCAACUCUCCCUGUUAGUCCCAAUGAUAGAGUUUGAUAUUCAAAAUGAAUGCACCAUCCAGAUCUUCUUUGUUUUCUAC
Molecule: messenger RNA, 1816 nt
Organism: Thlaspi arvense
Lineage: Eukaryota; Viridiplantae; Streptophyta; Magnoliopsida; Brassicales; Brassicaceae
Source: the annotation of a GenBank genome assembly